ACUUGUGGAUUUCGAUUUUGAAUGAAUGGUAAGCACUGACAGUUUCUCUAGAAAUGAUCAUGAUUGAUAAUUAUACAUGUAACAAGACAGAUGGAGACAAUACAGAUUUCCGGUACUUCAUUUAUGCAGUGACAUACACUGUUAUUCUUGUGCCAGGUCUCAUAGGGAACAUAUUAGCCUUGUGGGUAUUUUAUGGCUAUAUGAAAGAAACCAAAAGAGCUGUGGUAUUUAUGAUAAAUUUAGCCAUUGCUGACUUAUUACAAAUUCUCUCUCUGCCACUGAGGAUAUUUUACUACUUGAACCAUGACUGGCCAUUUGGUCCUGGCCUCUGUAUGUUUUGUUUCUACCUGAAAUAUGUUAAUAUGUAUGCCAGCAUCUACUUCUUGGUCUGUAUCAGUGUGCGAAGAUUUUGGUUUCUCAUGUACCCCUUUCAUUUCAAUGACUGCAAGCAGAAAUAUGACUUAUAUAUCAGCAUUGUCGGAUGGUUGAUCAUCUGCCUUGCCUGCCUACUCUUUCCUCUCCUCAGAACCAAUGAUGAUACUCCAGGCAACAGAACCAAAUGUUUUGUGGAUCUUCCUACCAGGAAUGUCAAUCUGGCCCAAUCUGUUGCCAUGAUAACUAUUGGAGAGGUGGUUGGCUUUGUAACUCCUCUUAUGAUUAUCCUAUACUGUACCUGGAAGACAGCUUUAUCAUUGCGAAAUAGAUAUCCCAUUUCUCAACAUCUUGGAGAGAAAAAGAAAGCCUUGAAGAUGAUUCUGACCUGUGCAGGGGUAUUUCUAAUUUGCUUUGCACCUUAUCACUUCAGCUUUCCUUUAGAUUUCCUGGUUAAGUCCAAUGAAAUUCAGAGCUGCUUAGCCAGGAGAGUGAUUCUAAUAUUUCAUUCUGUGGCCCUGUGUCUGGCAAGUCUGAAUUCCUGCCUUGACCCAGUUAUAUAUUAUUUUACCACUAAUGAAUUCAGAAGACGCCUUUCAAGACAAGAUUUGCCGGGUAGUAUCCAACUCCAUACCAAAUCAUACAAAAUUGUGAGUAACCAUGCCACGUCUACAAUGGCAACUGAACUAUGCUAA
This is a messenger RNA of Psammomys obesus (fat sand rat), 1067 nucleotides long. It is a transcript of the gene Gpr174, whose product is annotated as G protein-coupled receptor 174. Gene Ontology annotation, molecular function: G protein-coupled receptor activity. The transcript has a single exon. Lineage: Eukaryota; Metazoa; Chordata; Mammalia; Rodentia; Muridae. Gene Ontology annotation, biological process: positive regulation of Rho protein signal transduction; phospholipase C-activating G protein-coupled receptor signaling pathway. Gene Ontology annotation, cellular component: membrane. The coding region runs from base 54 to 1067 and encodes 337 amino acids. The record is from RefSeq and is a predicted model, not a curated record.